UGAGCGAAGCGACCCCCCCAUUAAUUGCUGUGAUCGAUCGCGUAACGAGAGCGAUAGAGACGUGGCGAUAGAGAGAGGGGCGAGGGGAGGGGAGGGGCCGAGGAGGGUGGUGAGGCGCCAGAGGCGAUUAAUUGCUCCGUAUUGGUUUAAUUAAUUGCUCGUUUCCCUCCUCGGCAUUUGAGUUGGGGCAUUGGAUCGAGUCGAGGCGGUCUUUGAUUUUGGUUUUGGGGCUGUUUUUGAUUCCUACGUUAGCUAUGCUCUCGAAUUUGGUGUUGAUUUUGGUUUAGUUUUAUCUGAUCUCGAUCAAUUUGAGGAAAAGAGAGCGCGUCUUUUAAGCUUCUUUUAGGGUUUUCUUGGGUUUUAUGUGAUUACAGGAUCAGUGUGAUGGAAAAAGAUGACGACGAUCGCUGUUUCUUUCCUCUCACCAGUUUGCAAAUCGGGGAUUUGCAGUCUUAUCUUUCGCGUUUGACUCUUUUUUUGGUUCCCAAAAGUAAGAAGUUCCUUAUCCUAGUUGACAACCGUCCGUGGUUGAUCGACCUGGGCACGCGACCUGCUCACCUAUGGCAAUUGAUGGUUACCAAGUCCAGGUUGUCUCCUUUUGCAAACACUAGCGCCAGGAGGAAGAGAGUCGACAAUGGGAAAAGGCUUGACUUCUCAAAUAGCUCAGGAUCCACUCCAGUUAUGCGGAAUAAAUUAUCUAGAUGGUAUACUGUAAUUGAUGCUGCAAUAUCUCAAAAGAAAACUUUGCUUCCGGUGAAGAAACUCAAGGAAUCAUCUUUUCUGUUGAAUAAGGAGUUACAUCGUACUUUAUAUGGUUUUAUUGUUUUUGAAGUGGAGUGGGCACAUGUUAGGGGUAUAAAUUACCUGAAUGAACUUCAGACCGAUACAUCUAUGGUGUUGGAGGCUAAGAUAAUGAAAAGGUGGGAAUUUGAUAGUAUCGAGCAAGCUUCAACCUUCAUCUCUUCAUGGUAUUCAGGGAGCUACUAUGAGUGUACUCUCUUACGAGAUUACUUGGACAGUAAUUGUAAUAAUGGGGAUGUAUUUUAUGAUGCUCAGGAAGAUAUAUCAACCCAUCGCAGGGAGGAUGGUAAUCGUUGUAAUGCAGACUUCCCUGAAGAAAAAUUUAUUCCUAAUAAUUCUCGGUUUGCUUGUUCUCCUUACACCUCGCCACCUUCCGAUGGUCCUUACAAGAGAAGGAAGAUAAUCAAAUCAAAUGCAUUUGAUGAAGAUUCAGUGGAAGUUUAUAGUGAAAUUGUGGGCUCUCCAAGAUAUUCAGAAUCAUCUUCUUCCUCACCCAGCACUGAUAGUGAGAGCUCAAGUUCAGUCUUUGGGCCUACAAUUUACAAGGAUGUUCUCAUAUUAUUCAGAUUUAAUGACCAUGACCUUCCAUUUAAACUGAAGGAAGUAAUUAUGUCUGAUUUGAGAUUGCUAACUCUAUUAGAGUACGGCCUUCCUUCUUGGGUCAUUUUCUUCCAAUCAUAUCCGGUGUUUUGCAAGAUUUACCGCCCAUGGAUGUGCCCUUUAGCAAGGGCCUUGUAUGUGCUGAUUUCUGUUAUCACUGUCCUCAUAGGAUUUUAUGACCUGUAUAAGAAUGUUCCACUAUUAAAAGCAACUGCAUCUCGCCUGUUUGGCCCCUUCUUUGACUGGAUAGAAACUUGGGAAAUGGUUUCGAGGAUUAAAUAUUUAGGAACUAUGCUUUUCCUGCAUAACUUUGAGGUAGCGCUUAAGUGGUUCCUUUCAAUUAUGCGGGCUACGAAGUCUGUUAUUUCAAUUUUGACAAAGCCAAUUGCUGGCCCAUUGAUGGAGCUUGUGGAGUUAAUUCUCCCCUUAUGGAACAUAUGUGUUGAAGCAGUAGAAAGUGUUAGUUCAGUGAUAUGGCUUAUUUUGGGAUCUUCAUACAGCAUUAUUGUGGGUACUGUCCAGGUUAUUGUUUGGCCUUUCUGGUUUGCCUUUAGCACUCUAUGGAACCUAGCAACGUAUGUGAUAUACCCUAUUUUUUGGGUCCUCUUGGAAAUUCUGGUGGCACCUGUUCGACUGGUUCUUGCAUUAGCUAAUUAUGUAGCAAUGUUAUUUGUCAACAUGUAUUACCUACUAGGGGAGACUUGGUCAUCUGUUUUUCGUGCCCUUCGAAGCAUUUUAUAUGGUUUUGUCGCCUUCUUUGCAACAUGCAACAGACACCGACUGAGCAUCUACAAUCAUAUUCGAGGGUUUCUCCUCCGUGUUUCAGAGGCUACGCAGACAAGACAUCCAGUUGCUAGCCAAGGGAGAUCGAGCAAUUCAAAAAUAGAUCCUUUAGCAGAUUUUGAGCGGCCAACAACAAGGCGUAUUCCACAUUCUCAGGAGAAGUUUCACAGAAGGAGAAGCAAGAGCAAGGACAUGUAAUCGAUGAAACAUAAUACAUGUUGCCUAUGUUAUAUAAAAUCAGGAAAUUGCAUUCUUUCAUUCUUUUACUUUUUAGGUUUGUUACAUUGUAGCACAAAGGCUAAUCUUGUAGAUAUGUGUUAUAGGGCUCUGCUUUUUUGCUUCCAUAGGUUGUGUAUCAUUUGAAUUAGUUAAUAUUUUUGCAACAAUAGUCACAACCUAAUUUCCCUUCCAGAAGAAAUAUUACUGAGGGAAAUGAGACGUGUGGACAUUAUUUACUUGAUGCAGUAGAAUGAAGCACUGAUCUAAAUUUAGGAUGAAGUUUAACCUAGACGAAGAGUUGACAUCCAAGAUAUUGAGAGCUGCAAUGCACCCCAACCGGUGAGGAACAGCUUAGAGGUUCUCAGAAAAAGAAAAGGUUUUAAGUGGUAUUGUAUAGAUGAAUUUUUGCUGUUUUAUCAUAUUAAAUUCAAACACUUCUAUGUAGACACCUGAGUUAUAUAUAGUACAUCUGAUGAGAAUGACCGAAGGGAAAGAAAAGGGUAAUAGUGUUUAUCAAUUGAUGUUGUUUUCUCUUUUA
Ananas comosus (pineapple) is the source of this 2941-nucleotide messenger RNA. RefSeq lists its product as uncharacterized. The coding region runs from base 385 to 2382 and encodes 665 amino acids. NCBI's taxonomy places the organism in Eukaryota, Viridiplantae, Streptophyta, Magnoliopsida, Poales, Bromeliaceae. The transcript has 10 exons. The record is from RefSeq and is a predicted model, not a curated record.